GAGUGAGAACAUUUUGUUGGCAUCGAGUUUGAAAGUUUUCAAAAAGAACUUCAAGAAAAGACAAAUCAAACUUAUCAUACCAUUACCAUUACCAAUACCAUCAUCCAAUUCAAAAUGAAUACCAACUUAUUCUUAAAUUCAAAACUUAUCAAUCGAAACCUUACCAAACCCAUCUCAAGGACUAGAACGUUCACUUCAUUAACCAAACCUCAAGCUUAUCAUUCUCAAUGUUUUGUAUCAAGACAAUCGAUUCAAAUCCCAUCAAAUCAUUCAAAAUUUAACAUUUUAUCAUCUCAUUCAACGGGAAUUCGAAAUUAUGCAGCUGAAGCCUCUAAAAAGUUUACCAGGUCUAAACCUCAUAUGAACAUUGGUACGAUUGGACAUGUAGAUCAUGGAAAAACGACAUUAACUGCUGCUAUUACAAAAUCACUUGCAGCUGCAAAUUCAAAUAACAAGUUUUUAGAUUAUUCUCAAAUUGAUAAAGCACCAGAAGAAAAAGCUAGAGGGAUUACGAUCUCAACUGCACAUGUAGAAUAUGAAACUGAGAAUCGUCAUUAUGCACACGUCGAUUGUCCUGGACACGCAGAUUACAUCAAAAACAUGAUCACAGGUGCAGCACAAAUGGAUGGAGCGAUCUUAUUAGUCUCAGCCACAGAUGGACAGAUGCCACAGACAAGAGAACAUUUAUUAUUAGCACGACAGAUGGGAAUUCAAAAAUUAGUAGUUUAUGUGAAUAAAGUAGAUCAAAUCGAUGAUCCAGAGAUGUUAGAAUUAGUUGAGAUGGAAAUGAGAGAUUUAUUAAGUAGUUAUGGAUUUGAUGGAGAAGUCACACCGAUCAUCAAAGGUUCAGCUCUCUGUGCACUUGAAGAUAAGAAUCCGGAAAUCGGAAUCAAUAGUAUUAAAGAAUUAAUGAAAGCUACAGAUGAUUGGUUAGAUCAACCUAUUCGAGAUUUAGAUAAACCAUUCUUAAUGCCAGUUGAAGAUGUCUUUUCGAUUCCUGGGCGUGGAACUGUAGUAACUGGUCGAGUUGAAAGAGGAACUGUGAUGAAAGGAACCGAAUUAGAAUUAUUAGGUUUAGGUAUGAAUCAAAAAGUGACUUUAACCGGGAUUGAAAUGUUUAAAAAAGAAUUAGAAAGAGGUGAAGCUGGUGAUAAUAUGGGAGCCCUUUUAAGAGGAUUAAAACGAGAACAAAUCAAACGAGGCAUGGUUUUAGCUUAUCCAGGUUCGAUCAAACCCGUCAAGAAAUUCUUGGCAAGUAUUUACGUCUUAACUAAAGAUGAAGGUGGUCGAUACACACCUUUUAUGAAUAACUAUCGACCUCAAUUGUUUUUGAGAACUAGUGAUGUGACCGUCAGUUUAACCUUUCCAGAAGAAGUUAGUAAUCGACAUGAAAAACAAGUCUUCCCAGGUGAGAAUGUAGAAAUGAUUGGUGAAUUGGUUCAUGAAGUGGCCAUUGAACUUGGUAGUCGAUUUACAAUUAGAGAAGGUGGUAAAACUGUUGGAACUGGUUUGGUUUCUAGAAUCUUUUAA
Melampsora larici-populina 98AG31 is the source of this 1530-nucleotide messenger RNA. RefSeq lists its product as uncharacterized. The record is from RefSeq and is a predicted model, not a curated record. The transcript is spliced from 5 exons. Gene Ontology annotation, biological process: mitochondrial translational elongation. Lineage: Eukaryota; Fungi; Basidiomycota; Pucciniomycetes; Pucciniales; Melampsoraceae. Gene Ontology annotation, cellular component: mitochondrion. The coding region runs from base 115 to 1530 and encodes 471 amino acids. Gene Ontology annotation, molecular function: translation elongation factor activity; GTP binding; GTPase activity.